Salmo salar (Atlantic salmon) is the source of this 2229-nucleotide messenger RNA. It is a transcript of the gene actr5, whose product is annotated as actin related protein 5. The record is from RefSeq and is a predicted model, not a curated record. NCBI's taxonomy places the organism in Eukaryota, Metazoa, Chordata, Actinopteri, Salmoniformes, Salmonidae.
UUCUAGUCGGACGUAUUUUGUAGUAACACCCUUUCAAAAUGACUUCCAAAAUAGACACAACAUGCAAAAUAUUUUCUUUUCAAGACUACAAAUCCUCUCCCGAUCCGAUUUUCGAGAUUUCUGCCGAAUGCUUACAACCAUCACCAGUUCCGAUAAUAAUAGAUAACGGCUCUUUUCAAACAAGGGCCGGUUGGGCAUGCAAAGGGGACGAACUAGGCGCACCGCGGCUUCUGUUCAAGUCCGUGGCGGCGAGGAGCAGAGGGGCAGCGCGAAGUGAAACCCAAAUCGGCAAUGACAUUUCUAAUCUCGAGCCGGUGCGCUGGCUCCUGAAAAGCCAGUUUGACCGAAAUGUGGUUGUAAACUUCGAGAUACAGGAGCUGAUGUUCGAUUACAUAUUCAGCCACCUCGGAGUUGUGAAUGAGGGCAGUGUUGAACAUCCUAUAGUGCUCACAGAGGCGCCCUGCAACCCGCUGCACAGUCGCCAGAUGAUGUCAGAGCUGCUCUUUGAGUGCUACAGAGUUCCUCAUGUGUCCUAUGGCAUAGACGGCCUGUACAGCCUCUACUACAACAAUACUCUCAGCGACCUCACACCCCUACACACCGGCAUUGUCCUUUCCUCUGGCUACCACUGCUCUCACAUCCUACCCGUUAUCAAUGGAAGGCUGGAUGCGGGCAACUGUAAGCGUGUGAACGUGGGCGGGAGCCAGGCGGCCUCCUAUCUCCAGCGUCUGCUCCAGCUGAAGUACCCUGGUCACCUGGCUGCCGUCACCCUCAGCCGCAUGGAGGAGCUGCUCCACGAACACAGCUACACAGCCACAGACUACCACCAAGAGCUGGAGAAGUGGCGCAGCGUAGAGUUCUAUGAGCAGGAGGUGCACCGCAUGCAGCUGCCCUUCUCUGCCAAGGGGCUGGGCGGCGUGGUGAGUGUGGAGGAGAGGCAGGAGAGACGCACCCAGCAGCUGCGCAGGCUACAGGAGAUCAACGCCCGGCGCAGGGAGGAGAAGCUACAGCAGGACCAAGAGCGGUUGGAUAAACUACUGACAGUGCAGGAGCUGUUGGAGGACGGCUACCUGGAGCAGUUCCAUAAGAACCUGGUACAGCUGAACAUGGACUCUGCUGAGGAGCUGCAGUCCUACAUCAACAAGCUGAGCCUGGUGGUGGAGCAGGGCAGGCAGCGACUCUUACAGGCCUCGGAAAUGGAGCAGCCAAUGGACGAAGGGGACGGGGUGACAGAGAUGGAUCCAGACUUCAGCGAGGAAAACACAGAGACAGAAAAGCCUGUGCAACCGGUGUUUAACAUGGCAGAGUACCAUCAGCUGUUUGUGGGUACGGAGCGUCUGCGAGUCUCAGAGAUCCUCUUCCAGCCGUCGCUGAUAGGAGAAGACCAGAUGGGCAUGAUGGAGACUCUGCAGUAUGUCUUAGCCAGGUAUACUCCUGAGCAGCAGGAGGCACUGGCCCGUAAUGUGUUCCUGACGGGAGGGAACCUACAGUAUCCAGGUAUGAAGGAGAGGAUAGAGAGAGAGCUGCUGGCCAUGAGGCCCUUCCAGUCGCACUUCCAGGUGAUGAUGGCGUCGCGGCCUGCGGUGGACGCCUGGUACGGGGCUCGGGACUGGGCCUUGGACCACCCCCCUGGCGGGGAGGGCUGGAUCAGCCGGCAGGACUACGAUGAGAAGGGCGGUGAGUAUCUGAGCGAGCACUGUGCCUCCAACGUCUUCAUCCCCAUGAAGAUCGCCAAACCAGUCCCGCGCCUUGCUGAACCUCUGUUGGUGCCCAUUACCACGAUGACAGCAGCUUCCCCUGACAGUGUUUCAGCUUCUCCAUCAACCGUCACCUUGGCACCGACCCAAACGUGAACUCUUCCACUUUCUCUCAUGAGCACGUAUGGGAAAGAGAAAAACUAGGUCGGUGAUAAACACUGUAUAAUUCAUGGUGCUGUGCAUUUUGGGAUUUCAAAUUAGCACAGAUGAUGAUGGACCAAUGGACCACUCAUGUUGAAUAGUUACAACUUUAGACCGGUCUGAAGGCAUUGGGCUGUUUGGUUGUGUUAGUCCUUUUUAUACUUCAUCACAUGAAUGAUUUGGGUUUUUACCUGUGGAGUUUUUCUAAUACAAUCAAGAUAUGUUUAAGAUUCAGUCAAGGAUAUGUUGUCAACCAAACAUCUAGAUACCACAAGCUGGCAUUUGCUGUCAAAUAUCACAAUAAAAACAUAUACUUUUUGUAGAGCGACAA